Adineta ricciae is the source of this 2091-nucleotide messenger RNA. The record is from the annotation of a GenBank genome assembly. NCBI's taxonomy places the organism in Eukaryota, Metazoa, Rotifera, Eurotatoria, Adinetida, Adinetidae.
AUGAGUGCAACGAAGUCAAGAUCUGCAUCUACCGGACGGAUUGUACAGCAUGUUCUUCUGGUCUGGCUUGCUGAUAAUAUCGACGAGGACAACAACGAAUGUCAGAGGACUAUCGCAAAAUUGCAAUCGUCUAUUGGUAACGUUAACGCGUUUAUUAGUGUCGAUGUAUGCGUUCGGUUCAUUGAAAACGUUCACGACGAGAGAAUUUGUAUGAUCACUUCAAGCGAAUUUGGUGAAAAAGUUGUACCUCGAAUACAUCAUCUACCUCAAGUCGAUUCGAUUUUUAUUUUCCCUGCUGAUAGGAAGCGUCACUUGAUGUGGACGAACGAAUGGUCCAAAAUUAAAGGUACGUUCACGUGUAUCACUCCGAUUUGCGACGCAAUCAAGCAAGUUGCCAAUCAAUGUGAACAUAAUUCUCUCUCGAUUAGUUUUUUGAACGCAGAUACCAUCACCGUGGAGAAAAAGUUAGACGAACUGGACUGUUCAUUUAUGUACACUCAAAUCAUCAAAGAGAUUCUACUGAAAAUUAGCUUUGAGCAAGAGCAUUUCGAGCAAUUCAUCGAUUAUUGUCGAAAACAGUUUGCUGCAAAUAAAUACGAACUGAACAAUAUUGAGAAAUUUCACCAAGAGUAUCAUGAUCACACACCGAUAUGGUGGUAUACGAAAGAAUCUUUUCUCUAUCCGAUGUUAAAUCGCGCGCUUCGAAUCAUGGAUAUCACCGUGGUUAUUAACAUCGGUUUCUAUAUCGUUGAUCUUCAUCGUCAAAUUCAGCAGCUACAUCGAAAACAAUUCAAUCAACACGAUUCUUGUGGGCAACUUCGAUUGUAUCGUGGACAAGGUUUAUCAAAAGCUGACUUUCAACAGUUGACAAAUACGCAAGGUGGAUUGAUAGCAUUCAAUAGCUUUCUAUCCUGUAGUGAGAGGCGAGAUAUAUCGUUAAAUUACGCGUAUCAAUGUCUAUCGAAUUCUGACAUGAUUGGCAUCCUAUUUGUGAUGAAUGUUGAUUCAAAUCAAUCAACAACACCAUUUGCUGCCGUCGAAAAUAUGGGCUGUUUCCAAACAGAGAGUGAAAUACUUUUCUCGAUGCAUAGCGUCUUUCGAAUUCGAGAUCUCAGAUCCAUCGACGAGAACAAUCGUCUUUACGAAGUCGAACUGAUACUAACUAGUGACAAUGAUAGAGAUCUUCGAAUACUUACAGAACGGAUUCAAGAAGAUUCCGAUGGACGUUCCGGGUGGUUUCAGUUAAGUGUGGUGCUGAGCAAGAUGGGCCAAUUCAACAAAGCAGAAGACGUAUGUCAAGUUUUACUCGAACGUUCCACGACUGAUGAAGAAAAAGGACCCAUCUAUCAUCAACUUGGCUGCAUCAAAGAUCAACAAGGAAGAUAUUUGAAAGCGAUCAAAUUUUACGAAAAAGCACUGGAAAUCGAUCAGAAAAUGUUUCCAUCGAAUCAUCUAAGCUUUGCUGCCUCCUACAACAAUAUUGGUGAAGUCUAUCGCAAGAUGACAGCUUAUUCCGACGCUCUCUGCUGGUACGACGAAAGCCUUAAUAUUCAAGAACAAUCGCUUCCUUCAGACCAUCCCGAUCUGGCGAGCUCUUAUAAUAAUAUUGGCAUAAUUUGCGGUGAAAUGGGUGAUUAUUCAAAAGCAUUGAUUUAUCAUGAGAAAGCACUUCAAAUUCGUCAAAAAUCAUUGCCGUCGGCUCAUCCUGAUCUCGGUGGCUCUUACGACAAUAUUGGUUCAAUCUAUCUCAAGAUGGGUAAUUAUACGAAAGCACUUCCAUAUUAUGAAAAAUCGCUUAAAAUUCGACGGAAAUCACUUCCUCCAGAUCAUCCCGACUUAGCGAUGUCGUACAACAACAUUGGUUCGCUGUACGGCCAGAUGGGUGAAUAUGAAAUAGCACUUCCGUAUUUUGAGAAAGAUCUUCAAAUUAGUACACACGUUCUUCCUCCGAAUCAUCCCGAUUUAGGCAUUUCAUACAAGAACAUGGGCAUGAUCUAUGAAAGGAUGGGUGAUCAUUCGAAAGCACAAGAAUAUUAUGAACGUGCAGUCAAUAUUAUCGAUCAAUCAUUACCCGCAUGUGCAGGCGUGUAA